Neocloeon triangulifer is the source of this 1197-nucleotide messenger RNA. RefSeq lists its product as uncharacterized. Lineage: Eukaryota; Metazoa; Arthropoda; Insecta; Ephemeroptera; Baetidae. The transcript is spliced from 7 exons. The record is from RefSeq and is a predicted model, not a curated record. The coding region runs from base 24 to 923 and encodes 299 amino acids.
UAUUAAAUUUGGCAGGAAAUGUGAUGAAUCAGUGGAGGAGAAACGAUUAUAAAAGGCGGCACCUCAUCUCCAUUGAUUCAGAAGCAAGAACAAUGCAAGCCUGUGUGUUGAGCCUUUUUGCCGUAGCGCUGGCAAUCUGCGCUUUAUCAGUUUUUGAUACGGCAGCGCAAGAUACUACUACUACUACUACUACUGUGGUCAAAACCACCGGUAAACCCACAAAACCUACAAAGCCGCCAAAAUGCGACGCAGGAAAUUACAAGAAUUUUUUUCAGGGAAAAAGCCCGUGCUGCAAAACACCUCCAGGUGCAUUUUUUGUGUACAACAAGACGGACAAGUCCAGCACGUCCGACGCAGCCGCCGCCAAGUAUUGCGGAACUAACGAAGGUAGUUUAACGGCGGCUUUCAAUAUCUUGACUUUGAACAAGUACCAGAAAGUGGAUGCGAAGAAUGGACAAAACAACACCGUUAACCUGACUACCACAUUUUUUAAAAACAUCGCAAAAGAUGCCUGUGCCGUUAAUUGCUACCUCCAGUUUAAAAAUGCUAGUGAUGCAAAUGGAACAUUGGACGUGUCAGCGGUAGCUCAAAUAUUCCUCAAAUACCAAAAUUCAACCUACUGGAUCGGUGCUUUGACUAAUGUUUUCCUAGCUUGCAACUCGAUUAUUACCCAAUUAUCUUUGCCCACUAACUUGACAGAUAGCAAAAAAAGGCCAUGCUUUUUCGAUGCUUACCUGACGGCCCAAUGCGUCAACUUGCUUUCUAUUGUGGUAUUUAAAAAUUUGGCUGCCGAUUAUGUUAAUAAAAAUAAUAAUUUCGUCAGUCUUGCCCUCCUGAAGCUAGAGAUAACACAACGGGCAGUUGUAAGACCUUGUGGCCUGAAUUCGAUUACUGCGGUAAAUCUCUCUUCUCUAGCUUUAUAAGCUCAGCUCCAUCUUCACUCGCAAUGGACGAUAAAGUGAGGGAAAUGGAGAUGAAAUUCGUCAACUGAAAGGCUUCCCGUGCAGAAUUUUUUGCAUUAACAGACGACUGGCUAUGGAACUGAACAUGACUUCAACAAAGUUUACAAAAACAUAUAUAGAAAUAAAAGACAUUAGAGUCCUUUAUUAUUUAAUAUAUUUUUUCACAAUGUAUGGUUAUUAUUACGCGUUUUGUUUAAAAAAUUGAAUUAUAUUUGUGGGGAAAGAAUAAAUUUCA